AUGUCUUCUAAUGUUUUAGACCAUCAACAACAAACUAUAAAUUCACCACCAUCAGAUACACCAGAUUUAAAUCAUGAUAAUAAUAAUAAUGUAAAUACUAAUAACAAUAAAGAUAAUACCAAUAUAUAUAAAAAUGGUGUUAAUGUAAAUAAUAGUAAUAAUAACAAUAACAAUAAUAAUAGUAAUAGUAGUAAUAAUAAUAAUAAUAACACUAACAAUAACAAUAAUAACACUAACAGUAGCGAAAUAAACACGAAUAGUAUUGGUGAUAAUAGUAAUGGCCAAACAAUAAACUCUACAAGAUUAAAUGAAAAGGGUGAGAAUGAAACAACGACAACCACUACAACAACAGUAACAACCGUUACCACUACAUCUAAUAAAAGACCUUUAGAAAAUGGUUCUAAUCAACAACCUCAACAGCAACCACAAGCACAACAACAUCAGCAAUCACAAGAACCACAACAUCAGCAACAGCAACAAUAUCAACAACCACAGUACCAACAACAGCAGGAUCAACAACAACCACAGUAUGAAGAAAAUGGACAGACAUGUAAAAAAAUUAAACCAAAUGAUAAUGUAACAGUUUCAAAUAACAACUAUGACGGUUUUAACAACAACAAUAACAAUAACAACAAUAACAACAAUAUUAAUAGUAAUAAUAAUAGGAAAAGUUUAAAAAUUUCUCCACCACAACAAUCACAACAACAACCACCAAACACAAUUGGUAGCAAAGAUAGUUUUGAUUUAGAUGAAGAAGAGGACUCAUUAAAUUCAAAUACAAAUUACGAGCCAAAGAAAACUAAAACCAUUCAUAGAUUAAUAGAUAUUUGUUUAGAGGCAUUGGUCAAAGACAUCGAUAAAAUAGAUACAUUAGAACCUCUUCCAGAUGAACUAUGCCAAAAGAUUAUACCAUUAUUUCAAAGAAGAAAAAUACUAUCAUCAAGGACAUUAUCACUUUUUAGAAAUUGUAAAUUAACAAGACUAGAAUUAUGCGGAAAAGAGGUACCAAUAAGCGACGAUUGGCUAAACAUCACCAAGGGGUUAAUGGCAUCAACAAUCACCUAUGUAAAUAUAUCAAAAAAUUCAUUGCUCACAGAUCAAGGUAUAGCGAGCUUAUCUCAUCUCCGUAAUUUACAAUCAUUGGAUAUCAGUUAUGUAGAUAAAAUUGAUGGAUCAGGUUUGGCAGCACUAGUAGAUGCAGGGGUACCCCUUCAAAAGCUUCAAAUGGAAGGUUGUUUGUCAUUGAAACUUCCACAACUAUUUACAACUCUUUCAAAGUUAAAAACAUUAUCCUCACUCUAUGCUGGUGCUUGUAAUAUGACCGAUGAUGAUUGCCAACAACUCUCUCAACUUCAAACUCUAACCCAUUUAGAUGUCUGUAGAAAUGCCGUCAUCACAAAUAGAGGUUUACAAUUUAUUUGUAAUCUAUCUCGAUUAACAGAGUUGGAUAUUGGCGGAAUUAAUCAACUUGAUGCUCAAGGUAUUAAAUGUCUCUUACAACUACCUCAUUUAGAAAGUUUAGCAGCUGAAAAUUGUGGUAUCGAUGAUAAAUGUAUGAAUUAUAUUGGUUCAUUAAAAUCAUUGAAAUCGCUUUCGCUCAUCAAUAAUCCAUUUAGUGAUGUCGGUGCUAAACAUAUUGGUAAUCUAAUUUAUCUUACAACUUUAGAUUUAUCAAUGUGUGCCAAUAUCACUGAUGCAACUUUGGUUCACUUUAGAAAUUUAUCUCAAAUCUCAAAAUUAAACUUAAAUUUUUGUGGUAAUCUUACCGAUAGUGGUGUUACUUCUUUGACCGGUGGUUUAAGUCAAUUAAAAACAUUGGGUAUCAUUGGUUGCAAUAGAUUAUUGAUCAAAGUUAAACAUAGACCAUUGGUAUUAUUAGUCGAAGAUAAUCAAUUACAAAUUAAAGUUAUUUCAAAGGUUAUGGAAAGAUAUAAUUUUGAUGUUGAAGUAGCCUCAAAUGGUCAAAUGGCCUUGGAUAUGUUUAGAGCCAACCCAAGAUACGAAUUAGUUCUGAUGGAUAUGAUUAUGCCAAUUAUGGAUGGUUUAACUGCAACAAUGUUAAUACGAGAAUAUGAAAGAGAAAGAGGAUUAAAAAGAACACCUGUAAUUAUUCAAACAGCCGAUUCAAGAGAAAGUCACAAGUUAAUUUGUUUAGCCGCUGGUUGUGAUGAUUUUAUGACCAAGCCUUUAGAUAAAAGAUUUGUAGAUAAAGCAUGGAAGCUUUUAAAUGAAGAAUUUGAUACAAAUGAAAACAAUGAAAAUAUGAAUAAUGGAAAUAAUACCGAUAACAAUAAUAAUAAUAAUAAUAACAAUGGAAACAAUAAUAACAAUAAUAAUAGAAAUAAUGGUUUUAAUAAUUUAAGUGUUAAUAUAAAUGUAUAAUUUAUAUAAAAAAAUAAAUAAACUAUUUUAAAAAUGUAUAUUGCAUUAUAAUAUAUUAU
Molecule: messenger RNA, 2441 nt
Organism: Dictyostelium purpureum
Lineage: Eukaryota; Evosea; Eumycetozoa; Dictyosteliales; Dictyosteliaceae
Exons: 2
Coding region: 1-2382 (793 amino acids)
Biological process (GO): negative regulation of cell adhesion; phosphorelay signal transduction system
Cellular component (GO): plasma membrane
Source: RefSeq, a predicted model, not a curated record